GGUGAUUGGCUGGCCGUAUCUCUCCCAGACGCCUCACUUCCCAGUUCAUCAACAAAGGUGACACAUCCAACCUUUUGUUAUUUUUUACAUGCGCGCCAUACUCCAUACUUGCUUUUCUUCAAAGUUUUGACAUCUAUUGCGUGUGACCAUAUUGUGAGCCAAGAUGACGGUAGCACAGUUCUUUGGGUGUGCGUUAAUAGCCUUUGGACCUCCCAUAUCCAUGUUUGCUCUCACAAUAGCUAAGGACCCCAUCAGAACUAUUAUGUUGGUUGCCAGUUCUUUCUUCUGGCUCCUGGCAUUGCUGUUUUCAUCCAUCUUGUACGCUGUCACCCAGCUACAGGACACCCUCAUCUUUGGAGUUGUCUUCUCUGUCUUAUUUCAGGAACUGUUUAGGUUUUUAUGGUUCUUGCUCAUCCAAAAGGCAGAGGGAGGGCUAAGGAAGGUGAGCGAUGGUAACUUACAGAUUGUGGAGAACAAGAAUAUACUGGCCUACGUAUCUGGACUUGGUUUUGGCAUGAUUUCUGGUGCAUUCUCUCUGGUGAAUGUUUUGGCUGACAUGACAGGACCAGGAACUAUAGGGAUGAAAGGCGAUCCCUACAAUUUUUUUAUUGCAUCGGCUGUCACCAGUUUGGCAUUCAUUAUGCUCCAUGUGUUCUGGGGUAUCCUGUUUGUCAAUGCCAUCCACCGCCGUGCAUACCUUCAACUGGCUUAUGUGAUUCUCUGUCACAUGUUGGCAUCAUGCAUUACUUUGAUAAAUCCCUUGUAUUCAGUGACCAUCCCAACGGUGUGGAUUCUUACAAUCCUCUCAGGAGUAUUGGCCUUUAUUGUGGCUGGAGGCUCACACAGAACCAUCAAAGCUGCCAUAGGUGGGCACCCGAGAGUCUUGCAAGUGACCACCAGUGAUGGCAAUACUACUGCAACAGUAAAUGAGGGAUGAAUGUGAAAUAUUUCACUUUGAGUGUGUUUCUGCUACAUUUAUAAUUACUAGGAGGCUCAAGUAAUUAGCUUGCUCUAAUGGACAUUCCAGUCAGUUAAUGACAAAGAGCUUACUCAGUGUAUAUGCAGUGGGACUUAGCUGGUACAGGGCCCAAACACCUAUUUAAGUGUAAGUGCAUUGAACAGUUACAGGGGCCAUUUCAGUAGCUAAUGUUAAUGAUGGAAAAAUAAAUGAUAUUAUUAGAGACAUUUUUAGAUCAAAGAAUAUGAAUAAAGAUUGUGAUUUUCUAGUAACUUUUUUCCACCAAUAUUCUACAAACCUGCUCUUAUUACAGUAUGUAGAUUUAGUUUAGGUUACAUUAGAUUGAUUAAGAUUAGGUCAGGUUAUUAUGCAGGAGAAUGGUACAGUACUAUAUAUGAGAAACCCUUCUUCACGGAACCCUUUCUCAUCACAGUGUUACAAACUUGUAAUUUAAUACUCCUUCCCUGUUCUGCCUAAUUUCUUACUUUGCCUUACCUGCUUAGGUGUACACAUAUACCUGUAGUCAUCUUUAUCUUUUGCUUAUUUCAUCAAAUGAGUUUCUUAAAAGUACCCAAAAUCUUUUUCAUUAUCCUAUUUCGAGCUUUGUUUACUCUUCAGAUGCCCCAUGCACAUCUCUCAAAAUCCGUUAAAAAUUUUGCACUUUAAUAACAAGUAGGUCUCUCUCUACUUACUCUCUCUGAAAAUUUCUGGUUUGUCUGCUUAUUAGACCUUAUCUGUAAUUAAAUAUUCGUUAGCAUAAAAUGUGGUGACCAUUUUGAACAUCUAUGGUUGGUGGUAAAUUUUAGUAGUUUAAAUUGUUUGAAUUUAUUGUUGAGGAAUUAUCUGUACCAUCCUUGUUCAUCAACCUGACAGAGUGUAACUUCAGUAUUACAUAGCACAUACUGUGCUGAUAUGGCACUAAGUUCUAUUUUGCAGUAAAACUCGUUGCUGAUACCAAGAUGCCAGUACGGUAACUAUCACAAGUGCCAAAGUAGAAUUUGUGAGUCAUCUUUUGUUCGAUAGUUUUCCCAUCAUUAUGUAUUUAGUAUAAUCAACAGUUACUCAGUUACACAGUAAAAUUUGACAACAGUGGUGUUGAUGGAAUGUAAGAAAAUCAGUCGAGUCUGAAACAUGAUGUUUUUCUAUUUUUUCAUUAGAUAAUUCUUGUAAGUGACAAAUCCAGGGCAGGAUUUGACUCUUGACUCAUCUGUAUCAGUGCAAAAUUACUGGAGCAGAAUAUAAAAAUCUCCUUUUUUCUCUCGAUGUUUUUCAGGAAAUGCACUUCCUGAUUUCAUAUUCACUCCCUAGUAUAACUUGCAACAUUUCAGAACAAAUGUGAAGAGAUAACUAACAAUCUGCAGGAUUCAGUAGUACGUAAUUUUUAUCUACUGUUUGUUAUUUCCAUAUCUUUCUUGGUCAGCCUUCUCAGGCUUGUGUCUGAAUGGGGGUUCACUGCUUGUAUGAUUUCUUAAAAAAAAAAAAAGUAAACAGCAAGGUCAUGAAGCAAUGAUGUUAGUAGUUCCUCAUCACUUCAGGUGUACCUUGGCAUGAUUAUGGCAACUGUCCAUUGUAAGAUUGACAAAGUAUGCAAGUGUUUAACAAGGAUUUUAAAACCUUAUAGCCAGUGUAAGUGGCAGUUGAGUAGAAAAACUGGAUGAUAAGGUUUAGAUGCACCUUUUUGUACCUCAAAUUUAAAGGUGUAUGUGUGUUUGUAUGUAUUUGUAUCUAUAUUUAUAUGUAUCUACAAUUGCAGGCAAAAUUCCCUGGACACUUGGCAGUAUGUGGCAUGUAAAUACUGUACUUGAGGAUCAUUAGGUGAGAGGGGAUUGGAAAUUUAACCUGCUUUCUCAGAUUUUUCUUUGUAUUUAGUAGUGUUUUUUCAUUUUGUGUUUAUGACAUACUACUGUAUGUGAUCAAAAACAGCAUUAUUAGAUAUAAACCAAUCAUAUACAGUACGAGUAUACUGUACCCAUUAUGAACCAGUAAUAGUUGCCAGGUACUCUACAAUAUUGCCAAGUGUUCAUGAAAUUUUGUCCACAACUUAACAUAUGGAUAAAGUUGUAUUUAGUUAUAUCUCUUUCUGUUUGCUUAUAUAUAUAUAUAUAUAUAUAUAUAUAUAUAUAUAUAUAUAUAUAUAUAUAUAUAUAUAUAUAUAUAUAUAUAUAUAUAUAUAUAUAUAUAUAUAUAUAUAUAUAUAUAUAUAUAUAUUUGUGUAUGUAUGUAUAUUGUAUAAAGAUACUUUAUUUAAAUUUCCUCUAUAAUAGUUUGGAAUAGGAAAACUUUGGUUGAAAUAUCAUAUGGAUUCUGUAUACUGUACCAUCAACAGUUGUUGCAAGAAAUAAAACAUAACUCAUUUUUGUUUAUGCUAAUUCAGUAACUGGAAAAUUCUUUAAUGCAUUGCUAAUAUCAAAAGCUCAUUAAUUAAUUGCUAAUAAUACCAUGCUAAUAUAGGUAAAAAGUCAUAUGGGAGUAUUUUUUAAGCUAAACAGUCUGUGUUGCUCAUUUUAUAAGCACAAACAACAUAGUCAGUCAAAUUUAUGUACCGUGUUGAUAAUCUUUCCCUAUGUUGAUUCUGAUAAGUCAGUCAAAUUUAAGUACCUGUACCAUGUUGAUAAUCUUUCCCUAUGUUGAUUCUGAUAUUUAAUAAAGACGUUUGCUGUACUAUACUGUACCUGUAUUGUGCAUUUGUCACAGAAAAGAGAAUAAUUUGUUUAAGGUUUAAAAGGUCUUGUGAAAUUACAGUACACUGAAGACUAAGGUGAUUUGUUUGUUUUGUCGCAUUUAUUUGCAUAAUGUGUGAAAUCUGUAAUGCCUUUCCUUCAUCUUUACCAUACAGGUAUAAAGAAAAUUAAAAUUUUCAUUUUAGAAACUGAUCUAUAUUGUACUGCAAGUUUUUCAGUUAUUAUUAGUGUGUUUUAAUUCUAUAGUAUACCCAGAAAGUCAUUAACAGUUAAAGGUUGCUGUAAUAGUUUGUAAUUUAAAAUAUAAUGCCGUGCCUUGAACCAAGAGCCAUUGGAAUUUAUUUGCACCUCCAUGACAAACAAUUGAGAGAAAUGCAUAAUUAAAAAUAUUCAAGAACUUUAUUCCUGCUGCACAAGAUACUGUAUAGUAUUGUUUACUUAUUUACUUUACUUGAAAUUCCACUACAUUAUUCUGUUAUAAACAACAAGAAUUUGUGCUUGUGUACCCAAGUCUGGAUGUCCCACUGUACUUUAGUUGAUCUGGUCAUGUAAUUAUGAGAAUUACAACUCGUACCCUAUUAGUUUUCAGUGAUUGUUAAACAUAUAAGUAUUGUACAGUGAAUUGUAAUGAAUGUAUAACUGGUUUAAAGUAAA
Homarus americanus (American lobster) is the source of this 4293-nucleotide messenger RNA. RefSeq names its product gamma-secretase subunit Aph-1-like (gene aph-1). The record is from RefSeq and is a predicted model, not a curated record. Gene Ontology annotation, cellular component: endoplasmic reticulum; gamma-secretase complex; membrane. Gene Ontology annotation, biological process: positive regulation of catalytic activity; Notch receptor processing; Notch signaling pathway. NCBI's taxonomy places the organism in Eukaryota, Metazoa, Arthropoda, Malacostraca, Decapoda, Nephropidae. Gene Ontology annotation, molecular function: protein-macromolecule adaptor activity.